AUGCUAACAUACACCUUGUUAUAUGGUAGUGCAUUGCGGAUCGUUUCCGAGAGAGCAACGAAAGGCCCCACCCGAGAUUUGCUGCUUGAAGACUUAUCGAGCGGAGAUCCCACCCGCAGGCACAAAGCCCUGAACGCGCUGCACUUUCUGGUUUCGAGUAGGCCCCAGGAGCAUAUAGAAGAGAAUAGUACAACGAUAUCCCCAAUAUUGCCGAAGACCAGGCCAUUGGGAGAAAACAAAGCGCUGGCCACACUCUGUGCCCUCUUACCAGAUAAUGUAACCGUGGCUUUGGAAGCUGGGGUUAUAAAUCGGUGGCUUGCGAAAUACCCGUUUCCAUGCAAGGCUGAACCGGAAAAAAACAAUGUAGUCGUUUAUAUGAGGAUUUGGUCUGCAGACGAUCCCCUUAUGAGCUCGAUUGUUGGCACUCUGGCUACCCAUCGUGAAGGGGUGAGACAGCUCCGAAGACAUGGCUUGAUGGGGAGCAGGAUGGAAGAACAUAAGCACGAUAUAUUCGUUCCCCGAAAUGAACACUACGAGGCCCUUUUUCCUAUCAACCGUAAUCCGGAAAGGGAUGAAGACUCCGAUAGCGAUAUUUGGAUGUUAAAUGGAGAAGAUACAGCUGGUGCUCAACCCUGGACCUGGGAGCGCCCGCAAAUGGGUCCCACGACAGACCAAGCAUUGCGGCGUCGCAGAAGAGAGGCCAUGGUUUUUAGCGAGGGCGGUGGGCCUCUAGACCGUGGUAAUAUCAUAGAGCCACGAGAAUACGGCAAUUUUGGAAAUAGACUUGCUGAUGAUGAUCUCGAUGUUUCGGCUGCCGCUCUAAUGUCAUACCCAAUGGGGCCUAACUAA
Uncinocarpus reesii 1704 is the source of this 849-nucleotide messenger RNA. RefSeq lists its product as uncharacterized. The transcript has 2 exons. Bases 1 to 849 code for a protein of 282 amino acids. Lineage: Eukaryota; Fungi; Ascomycota; Eurotiomycetes; Onygenales; Onygenaceae. The record is from RefSeq and is a predicted model, not a curated record.